This is a messenger RNA of Trematomus bernacchii (emerald rockcod), 905 nucleotides long. Its product is annotated as histone H1-like. The record is from RefSeq and is a predicted model, not a curated record. Gene Ontology annotation, cellular component: nucleosome. Bases 1 to 858 code for a protein of 285 amino acids. The transcript is spliced from 4 exons. Gene Ontology annotation, molecular function: DNA binding; structural constituent of chromatin. Gene Ontology annotation, biological process: nucleosome assembly. Lineage: Eukaryota; Metazoa; Chordata; Actinopteri; Perciformes; Nototheniidae.
AUGGGGUGGGAGGAUGCAAUGGCGGUGGAAUUGCCCAAGGACGACAACGAAUUAGGAAAGAGGACACGGGAUGACAGCUUCCUGGACACCAUCACAGUGAUGGAUGACCGGUGUGCCUUGGCCAGCAAGGAAAAUGAUGACCGGCAUGCCAUGGCCAACAAGGAGAUGCACGACGAACGUUCCUCUCUUCGCUGGGAUUUCUCUAUUCGUCUCAUCAGACCCGAGAAUCCUCCUGACAGCAUCAUGGCAACAGAAGAAGCUCCCACUGAAGUCGCCGUCGCCCCGGCAAAGGCACCAGCCAAGUCCCCGAAGAAGAAGGCAGCCAAGCCGGCCAAGAAGGUUGGUCCCGGAGCCGCUGAGCUCAUCUUGAAGGCGGUCACCGCCUCCAAGGACCGUAAAGGGAUCUCUUACAUCGCUGUGAAGAAGGCGCUGGCCGCUCAGGGCUACGAACACACCGCUCACAUUAAACGCGCCGUGAAGAGGUUACUCGAGAAUGGAUCACUUGUGCAGGUCAAGGGAAUCGGAGCUACCGGCUCCUUCAAGGCAGCCGAGAAGCCCAAGAAAGUAGCGAAGAAGCCUGCAGCCAAAGCCAAGAAGCCGGCAGCAGCAGCAGCGAAGAAACCCGCCGCUAAGAAGCCAGCCGCUAAGAAGCCAGCCGCUAAGAAGCCAGCCGCUAAGAAGCCAGCCGCUAAGAAGGCAGCAACACCCAAGAAGGCGAAGAAGCCUGCUACUGCUGCCAAGAAAACCCCCGUGAAGAAGAUCACAAAGAGCCCGAAGAAGAAGGUGGUGGCCAAGAAGGCAGCGACCCCCAAGAAAGCUGUGAAGAAGGCACCAGCCAGGAAAGCAGCGAAGAAGUAAACAGAUCAUCUACUUCCUCUACAAAAGGCUCUUUUAAGAGCCACCCA